CACUAGCGUUCGAUCGGACGAGGAAGUGUACCAAUACCAAAACAGCUCUACACACGUUUCGUGAACUGUGCCAUGUCAAGCUUAUAACCACAUAUAUCUCAAUUGUUCAGCAACCUGUGUAUUGUUAUGUUGUAGCUCGACGCAGAACGUUGUUACAAAGGGACUGGAAUUUCUGGGUUGAACAUUUCUGUACAACAUGGAAGAAGAUGAUGGACUAAAGGAUAACCUUCGUCUACAGUUCCAGGCUCUGCAGGAGCAACAAGAGAAGCGUCUCCAGAGAAGACUAGAGAAACAGAAGAAGGAGCAGAAGGCCACUGAGAUCCAGGACAAUCUGGACCUGUCCCAGCUAGACAUUCAUCGCGCGGAUGAUUGUAGUAAAAAGCUGUUACAGAAUGAAAAUGAACAUUUGCAGGACCAGGUGAGGGAGUUGAGGGAUGAAAAUGGCCGACUAUUCAAACUAGUGAGCGAGAAAGACUUUGAGAUUAAACAUCUGAAGAAGAAGAGGGAGGAAGACAGGCUGGCUUUAGCAGGUACAUCUGGCUUGGCAGGUGAUGCGGCAGCUACCAAGAUUGUUGAGCUUUCUAAGAGGAAUCGAGAGUUUGCUUCUGAAAUGGAACGAGAAAAAGUUAAAGCAAAACAAACUAGCAACAGAGUGAAAGAGCUUGAGAAAGAGCUCCAGAGUGCUUUGUUGCUUAGUCCUCCUGGGAAGAAGAUGGAUGUAAAGCCACAAGACAUGAGGUCAUCCCAGGACUUCCAGGAGAACAGUCCAGUGGUAAAAUCUCUACAGGAAAAACUAUCUGCUGCACAAUUCAAGAUGACAGAAUAUCGAAACCAGAUUCAAGCUGUCAAGCAGGAAUUGAAAAUAGCUCAGAAGGUGUUAUCCAGUGAGAUAGGAGAGGAAGUCAGCAUCCAGCAGCUACUGACCAGCCCAGGGAACUGGAGAGGUCGCUCCCAGCAGAUACUGGCUCUCCAGAUUAGGGUUCGGGACCUGGAGCAGCAGCUGAGCCAAUCAGCUCAGAGGAAGCAGCCGUCAUUCGUCAGCGUUGAAGAGGAUCUACUGUGGGGCGGGGCCUUGCAGAAGACACCCCCCCAGGACAGGAACCUCAGCUACAUCCGCAAUAUGGAGAGGGAGAAGAGAGAAACUCUGGAGAGGAUGACGGGGGACUAUGAUUCCCUCAUGAAGGACCACAAGGAUGUGAAGAAGAAGCUGGAGGGCUCCAAGGCCAGAAACAAAAACCUGAGCACUGAGGUGAAAUCACUGAAGGCCCAGAUCUCCACCCUGCUGGACAAAGGAAAGCAUGAUGAUGAGCUGGUGGAUGCCUUACUGAAGCAGCAGAGCCAGCUGCAGGAGGUGCUGGGAAGGCUGAGCCAGCAGGACGCGCAGACCAAGGAGAGCCAGCAGAACCUGGGGCAGCAGCUGAGCAGCGAGGCCCAGAGACACACAUCCCUCAUCCAGCAGCUCAAACACAUGGUCUUCGAGAGGGAGGCCAAAGUGAAAGAGCUGGAGGACGAGAUACAGCAACUGUCCUUAAAGAGAGAGGAAGGCGGUCAAUCAGGCCCCAAGACGACCACUGGCAGCUUCUGGCCUUUGACAGCAGGGGGAGACAGCAGUAAGAGGAUUAGCUCAGCCCGUUCAGUAUCUAAACUUGGACAUAAACUAGUGGAGUCAGCAGCUGGGGUCAGUUUAGAGGUCAGAGAUGCAGGAGCUCCUUCGGGUUGUCAGAACUGUUCAGAGGAGGUCAGGUACCUGAAGGCAGAGUGUACAGAGUUUCGGACCCUUUGUGAGGCUGCCUGUGUGGAGAGAGAUAGGCUCCUAGAGCUUGUCAAGCUCCAGCAAUCCAGGGAGGAGGAAGGGAAGCAGAGGUGCCUAGGGGCAGAGCAAAAAUUCCAAGGAGAACGCAGAAGGGCCGUAGCCCUAGAGCAGCAGCUAGAAAAAGCAAAGCUGGAUCUGGGCAAAGGAUUGACUCCCAGAAAAACUAGCAACAAGGGCACUGGAGGAGCCUCGUCUAGUGGGAGACAGAGGGAAUCAUCAUCCCCUCGAAGCCCUCCUGACCUUUCCAGGGAGGCCCAAGUCAUUGAACUAAGUUCCCAGCUGGCGGUGCUGCAGGGGGAGAACGAGGCUCUGAGGGCUGAGCUGAGGAGCACUCUCCAGGCCAAGGCUGAGGACCUGCAGCUCUGCAGUGACAUGAUGAACCAAGUCAAGCACGUCUUUCUGCAGGCGCUGCGACAACACAAGCAGGACAGAGACACAAACCAGGAGAAUUAGUUAGCUAGCUGUAUUAAAGGCCCUGGCUGCUUAACCUGCUGGACUUUAACCACGUCCCCAAAAAACCUUAAGUUCCUCUUGUCCAGUCAUAUCAACUCUGAGGAAGGACAGGAAUGGAGCAGGCCUGUCUGCUUCAGCAAUACAAUGUAAUUACUGGUUCCUGGUUUCCUGACUGCUUCCUGCUAACUCUGUUGACCACUAAAAGACGACAACCUGCUUUGAUUGCCCCCAUGUAGUGAAUAUGAGUAAGCCAAUCAAAGCCAACUUGGCACCUGCGGACCAAAAGGUUUAUCAACUUUGACAUGAAGAUGUUACACAGUGGUUCCUAUUGUUGAUUGCAUGACUGGUCAGUGCGUAUAGGUUGUGUCUGCAUUAUUUGAUGUGUAUGCGUGGACUUGUCCAUAGGUGUUUUUCUUUUCUAAAUGUCACUGUCAUGUCAAAAUAGUGUCGUCGUCUUAGCACCUGUGUUUGUAAGAUAUAGUAUAGAGGGCCGCAGUGUGUUUGUAAGAUAUACUACAGAGGGCCCCAGUGUGUUUAUAAGAUAUAGUACAGAGGGCCCCAGUGUGUUUGUAAGAUAUGGUACAGAGGGCCGUGUGUU
Molecule: messenger RNA, 2864 nt
Organism: Oncorhynchus tshawytscha (Chinook salmon)
Lineage: Eukaryota; Metazoa; Chordata; Actinopteri; Salmoniformes; Salmonidae
Gene: ccdc13
Product: coiled-coil domain containing 13
Exons: 16
Coding region: 197-2266 (689 amino acids)
Biological process (GO): cytoplasmic microtubule organization; non-motile cilium assembly
Cellular component (GO): centriolar satellite
Source: RefSeq, a predicted model, not a curated record